AUGUGGUCUCUGGCGGGCAAGAAGUGCAUCGUCACAGGCGGCAACCAGGGCAUCGGGUUCGCCAUCGCCAAGCGCUUCCUGGGCGAGGGCGCCAAUGUCUGCCUGGUCGGCCGCAACGCCGCGAGGGUGGACGACGCCGUCCGGAGGCUGCAGCCAGGAAUCCGACCCCCCGAGUCGGACCCGGGCAGGACUGACGCCCAACCCCGUCUCCACGGCCACGUCUGCGAGGCCAUCAGCGGGCAAAAGGACUGGAUCGAGCUCUUCGCCAAACACCCCGACGUCGACGUCCUCGUCAACUGCGCCGGCGUGAGCACGGACCGGCUCCUGAUCCGGCUGGACGACGACGACGUGGCCGGCGCGCUCGACACGAACCUGCGGGCCGCCAUCUGGGGCUGCAAGCACGCGAGCCGGCGCAUGAUGGCCCGCGCCGGUAGGCCCGGCGGCGGCGACGGCAGCGGCGGCUGCAUCAUCAACGUGUCCAGCCUGCUGGCGACCAAGGGCCGUGCCGGCGCUUCCGUCUACGCCGCCUCAAAGGCCGGCAUUCUUGGUUUAACUACAUCCCUCUCUCAGGAGCUCGGCCGCUGGGGUAUCCGCGUCAAUGCCUUGGUUCCUGGUUACAUCGACACCCGGAUGACAGAAAAUCUUUCUGCUCAGGAGGAGUUGAAGGACAGGAUCCCCCUGAGACGGUUCGGCCACGUCGACGAGGUGGCCGAUGCAGCCGCGUUCCUUGCUAAGAAUCCCUAUGCCAGCAAUUGCAUUCUCAACCUCGAUGGAGGUUUGAGUGCCACUUGA
Molecule: messenger RNA, 792 nt
Organism: Phialemonium atrogriseum
Lineage: Eukaryota; Fungi; Ascomycota; Sordariomycetes; Cephalothecales; Cephalothecaceae
Exons: 4
Coding region: 1-792 (263 amino acids)
Molecular function (GO): oxidoreductase activity, acting on the CH-OH group of donors, NAD or NADP as acceptor
Source: RefSeq, a predicted model, not a curated record